Messenger RNA from Xenia sp. Carnegie-2017, 1439 nucleotides. RefSeq names its product dual specificity protein phosphatase 19-like. Gene Ontology annotation, molecular function: JUN kinase phosphatase activity. The record is from RefSeq and is a predicted model, not a curated record. Gene Ontology annotation, cellular component: cytoplasm. The transcript has 5 exons. NCBI's taxonomy places the organism in Eukaryota, Metazoa, Cnidaria, Anthozoa, Malacalcyonacea, Xeniidae. Gene Ontology annotation, biological process: protein dephosphorylation; regulation of MAP kinase activity. The coding region runs from base 472 to 918 and encodes 148 amino acids.
CUUUGUAUAAAGGUAGGUAAGUUCUAUGUUUGUGCUUUUUGUGGUGUACAAAAUAUUAACGUAUGUUCAAUUGCCUAUAAUAUCAACAGUGCAAGUUUGUUAUUCUUUAAUGUGCACUCCCCUUACUAUCAAACUUUUUGGUUGCGACUUACUUCCCUUUUCCUCGACCUUAGUUAAUUUAUUGAAACCUUGAUAUAUCUUCAUUUUAUGGAAGCAAAUUUGGUGCACCAUGUCAUUUCUACGUGUUAUAUCUCUCAAACAAAGAACAUGCUCACGUAAACAUGCAUAAUUACAAAUCAUACAGUUACACACUACACACCAUCUUUAAUUCAGAAAAGAACGGAUACAGACGAUUUCGUCACACUAAUUAUUAUACAAUGUUUAUACUCCUACUUUAACCUUAAAAUGUUCAUCCAAUAAAGCGGAUAAAAUUGUCGUAAGGGUCAAAGUUUCCAUUACUGGGAAGUGAGAAUGAGUUUUGCUGAUGAAAUAUUUGUUAAAAGACAGCAACUGAAGCACGUCUCGACUGUCUUAACUCAUACUGAUGGCACAAAGGUUUUAACAAGCAACUUGACUUGUGGGGACAAAGUCUGUGCAGUAAUUGAUGGAGCUUGUAAUCUUGAACAUUUAAGGCUGCAAAAAAUUACUCAUAUUGUUAAUGUUGCCACAGGAAUUGUAAAUCAAUUUCCAAAUGAGUUUCAGUACAAAACAGUCGAAAUUUUGGAUUUACCUGAAACAAGAAUAGGUCAGCAUUUUGCUGAGCUGUCCUCAUUUAUUGAAAAGGGACUGGAGGAUGGAAAGGUUUUGGUUCAUUGCAAUGCAGGGGUGUCCAGGUCUUCGACUGUUGUCAUUGCUUACCUUAUGAAAUCUAAGAAUAUUGGGUUAGAUGAUGCAUUUCAUUUGGUAAAGAAAGCAUGACCAACAGCAAAACCUAAUGAAGGUUUUUGGAGGCAGCUGAAGGAAUAUGAUUUAUUAUUAAGACAAUCAAACACUCCAAGUGAUUGAAGAAUAAACAAAUAAUGGUAAACCAUUCUUGUAUAAUGGUUGAAUAUGCACAUGAGCAGAGUGAAAGGCAGAAUCAAAAUUAAUGGUCAACCGUUCUUGUUUGGUGCUGCAACAUACACAUGAGCCAAGUGAAAGGACCAAAAUUAAUGGUGAACCAUUCUUGUAUGGUGCUACAACAUGCACAUGAGCCAUGUGAAAUGAAGAACAAAAUAUAAUGGUGAACCAUUCCUGUAUGAUGCUACAACAUGCACAUGAGCCAAGUGAAAGGACCAAAAUUAAUGGUGAACCAUUCCUGUAUGAUGAUAGAAUAUACAGUGAAACUAAACAAUAUAAUCCAAUAAGGUUAUUGUAUACAAUGUUUGAUGUUUCCUGAAAUCCAAUAGUCAUUGAAAUUGUUGCUUUUGAAUACUUAGUAAACUCAACUUAUACCAUAA